Paramecium octaurelia is the source of this 546-nucleotide messenger RNA. Lineage: Eukaryota; Ciliophora; Oligohymenophorea; Peniculida; Parameciidae. The record is from the annotation of a GenBank genome assembly.
AUGGGAACAAUCAAUAUUGGUAAGUGUCAAUGCUAAUGCUACAUCAAUUAUGUAUCAUGUGAUUACACCUAUCAAGAACAUGAAAUCAGAACAGAUAGGAGAAUUAAUCGCUUUGCUGAAAACACUGAAAAGUCAAUCAAUAAAAUCAAAUCUCCUGCUGAUUCAACUGAGAAACUCUCCAGGUUUUCCUCUACUCGUAAACCAUCAAGUAGAUCAAGUUCUUUAAAGUCCAAAUAUCUGGAAUCAAGUGAAUGCAAUAUUAAUCCCGAUGAAUCUUCUUCAACAAGAAUCAAAAGGAAACCUAAACUCAAUCCUUCCUUUGUAUAGUCUUUCAAAUCUUACAACUUUAGAGAAUUUUCUAUGAAACCCCAAUCUGCAAUCAGUUAGCAAUAAAAGACUGAACACUAAAAAAGUACCUAAAGUACAUUAGUUUCAUAAAUUAAAUUAAGUAAUCGACCAUUCGGCAUUAAUGAUAAUAUGGCAGAUUAAUAUGAAUAUAGACCUUUUAAAAAGGCUAAUAAGUAUUAGUAACUCUUUUUUAAAUGA